Messenger RNA from Phyllopteryx taeniolatus (common seadragon), 3617 nucleotides. It is a transcript of the gene phyhiplb, whose product is annotated as phytanoyl-CoA 2-hydroxylase interacting protein-like b. Gene Ontology annotation, molecular function: protein binding. Bases 583 to 1725 code for a protein of 380 amino acids. The record is from RefSeq and is a predicted model, not a curated record. The transcript has 5 exons. Lineage: Eukaryota; Metazoa; Chordata; Actinopteri; Syngnathiformes; Syngnathidae. Gene Ontology annotation, cellular component: cytoplasm.
CAUUAGUCCUCUUGCAGCUGAGCUCCAAAACAGCCAGACUGACAGAACGCCAGACAAAAUGUCCGAAUGUCGCUAUAAGCGCGUCUCGGAUGUGUUUUUGCAGCAGGCAUCCGAGGAGGAGAACCUGCGGGAUAAUCUUCUUACGUAAACGACCAUUCAAUUCACGGAACGCUCUCUCUCUCUCUCUCUCUCUCUCUCUCUCUCUCUCGCUCAUGCAACACGCGCAUGCGCGCACACUUGUGGCUCUGCGUGGAUGCACAGCGAGAAGAUACAGCAAAUAAGAGCAAACGAUUCAGCAAUUUGAAAAUAUACUUGCGUUCAUUCAAUUGGGUGCAAAGGGGAGUUUUUGUUUUUUCUUUUCAAAUCGAGAGAGAGAAAGCCAGCGUGCGAGAGAGAGAGUGAGAGUCGAUUCCUUUCUCCUCCACUGUCCCCCUCCUCCUCCUCCUCCUCCUCUUCCUCCUCCUCCUCCUCCCCCACGUCCACCCGUGGACCAACGAGGGGAACACUCCGCCGGCCAUCGAGGAGCACAGCGCAGCGCAGCUUCGAGCGUCACCGUUUGCGGCAUCCGCAUCACGCCCCGAGAUGGAGGUACCAGGCUUGCAGGCGCGCGACAUCAGCAGCCCGCUCAGCCCCUGCGAGGGGAUGAUCAAGGACCUGAGCCUGGACGCCAUACAGCUCUGUGAGCGAGAUGGAAGUAAAUCCCAGGACGGCGCCCUGUCCGACAUGGAGGAGCUGCCCGUCCCGCAGAGCAUCAAGAUCAGCAACAUCACCUGCGACUCCUUCAAGAUCUGCUGGGACAUGGAGCAGCGCGGCAAGGAGCGCAUCACGCACUACUUCAUUGACCUGAACAAGAAGGAGAACAAAAACUCCAACAAGUUCAAACACAAGGAUGUGCCGACCAAGCUGGUGGCCAAGGCGGUGGCCCUGCCCAUGACGGUGCGGGGCCACUGGUUCCUCAGCCCGCGCACCGAGUACACUGUGGCAGUCCAGACGGCGUCCAAGCAGACCGACGGGGACUACGCCGUCUCGGAGUGGAGCGAAAUCGUCGAGUUCUGCACCGCCGAUUAUUCCACAGUGCAUCUCAACCAGCUGCUGGCCAAGGCCGAGGUGAUUUCCGGCCGAAUGCUGCGUUUCUCCGUCUUCUACCGCAACCAGAAUAAGGAAUACUUCGACCAUGCCAGGGAGGAGCAGGGCAACCGGAUGCUUCCGUCAGUGAAGGACAACAGCGGCAGCCACGGGUCUCCCAUCAGCGGCAAGCUGGAGGGUCUUUUCUUCAGCUGCAACACCGAGUUCAACACGGGAAAGACCCCGCAGGACUCCCCGUACGGCCGCCACCGCUUCGAGGUCCGGGCCGACGCCCUGUUCAACCCCGACACCAACCUCUACUUCGGGGACUUCUACUGCAUGUACACGGCCUACCACUACGUCAUCCUGGUCCUGGCCCCCAAGGGAUCCCGGGGGGACGACUUCUGCAAGCAGAGGCUGCCCGCCCUCGACAUCGCCGACAACCGCUUCCUCACGUGCCAACGGGAGGAAGGCGGAGGCGACGGCCUGUUGUUCCGCCACGCCCAGGACGUCAUCCUGGAGGUCAUCUACACGGAGCCCGUGGACCUGGCGCUGGGCACGGUGGCCGAGAUCAGCGGGCACCAGCUCAUGAGUCUGUCCACCGUCAACGCCAAGAAGGACCCCAGCUGCAAGACCUGCAACAUCAGCGUGGGACGCUAGUGGCGAGCGGGGGGGCGGGACUUCGGUGGGGGGUUGUGGGGGGACUGCACCUCCCCGUGCGCUGCGGCAGAGCAACACUUGCAUGAAAACACACACGCACAUACACGCGCACGCACCUCAACCAUAGCGUCGGCCAUGAACACAACUUGUUUUCUCGCACUAUUACGACUUUUUCUUCCCCCAAAAAUCACAUUCUGUUCUCGUCACAUAUUCACAUUUUUUUCAAGAACGAAGUUGGAAAACAUAAUUCUCGAAAAACAAAAUUCAAUUUUCUGGUAAUAUAAUAAUUUUCUUUUCUCCCCAAAAAGUGACUUUCUGACUUAAUCCUUGUUGUACUUGUUAAACUCUCGCAGUACAACUAUUUUUUCCUCACAUUAUUAGGACUUUUCCCCCAAAAAAGUUGACUUUGUUCUCGUGAUGUUACAAAUGUAUAUUUUUGAGAGAAAAAUUGUGUUUUCUUGGAAAAACAAAAACAACCGUUAAAAUUGCAACAUUAUUCUUGGAAUAUUCCCAUAUUUAUUUCUCUCAUGAUAUAACGUUUUUCUCCCAUCACAACUUUUUUUUCCUCGUAAUAUUGCAAUUCUUCUCAUAAUACUCCUACUUUAUUAUUUUAACAUUAGGACAUUUUUACUUCCCAAAAUGUCUUUAUUUCUGUUAGUCUGACUUACUGGCACAAAAUUAUGACUUAAUUUUCAUUCCACUCUUCCUUUUUUUUUUUUUUAAUUCAAUUACAAAACUUCAGUGUCACAGUACAACAUUUUUUUCUCGUGCUACUACGACUUUUUCUCACGAACAAAAUCUUACUCUAUUCCAUAAUAUUGCAAAUACAUUUUUUUUUAUUUAAAAAAAAUGGUGUUGUCUUGGAAAAGCAAAAACAACCUUUGUUGUUAUAAGAUUACAGAAUUUUUCUCAUAACAUUUUUCUUGUCAUAUUGCAAAUUUUUCUGGAGAAAGCAUUCUCGUUUUGCUCAAUUGCCAUUUUAUUCAGAAACGCCUUUUUCUUGUACUAUUACAACUUUUUCACCCCCAAAAAACAGGUCUUUAUUCUUAUCUUCAUAAAAAAAAUCUUUUUUUUUAAAAUUUGGUAUUAUGUUUUUCCUCAGAAAACAAAAGUUAUUUUUCUCUAAAUAUUGAAACUUGUUAUCAUUAUAUUGCAUCUUUUUUUCCUGAAAGUUAAUGACGUUCUGAUAAUAUUCCAACUUUAUUCUUGUAUGAAAGACUUUUUUUCCUUAAAAAAAUAUUUUUUGGGGGGGGUCGUUUUAGGCCCACUUUUUUGUGUAUUUUUAUAGAAAAUUAUUGAGAAAAAUGUUCUUGCAGUAAAACUUUUUUCACAUAUGUAAUACCAUAUUAUCAGUCUUGUCAUACUACGAAUUUUUUUAAAUCGAAAAACACAACUUUUUUCUCAAACUAUUAUGGCUUCAUCAAACAAAAAAAAAAGAAGAGACUUCUCAUAAGAAAACGUUUUUCAAGAGUUAUGUCCUGAGAAAAAUGUGUAAUAUUCGGAGAAAAUAUACAUUAUACACGCGCCCACACACAUACAAACGCACACACACAUGCUACGAGCACAUCUGUCAACAUAGUUUCAUUUCAUCCAUGAAGAGGAUCACUUUGAACCAACAUUAACACAACUACUUCUCUACUUUAGUUACUUUUUAAUUUUUUUUGGCUUUUUUAUUAUGAUUGUCAAGCAUCGUUACUCUUUAUAGCUUCGUUUUCUGACUCCUUUUUUGUUCUAGCGUGGGGCGGGGGGGACACGUUCUCGCUACCUCCACUUAUGGCAUGAAUUGAUAAUACAACUUUCUGAGGCUGCAGCAUCCUGUUAUUUCUUUAAACCAAAGGUAUUAAAAACAAGGAAGACUUUUAAAAAAGUAAAAAAAAAAAAAAAAAAAAAAA